This is a messenger RNA of Ricinus communis (castor bean), 2339 nucleotides long. RefSeq lists its product as uncharacterized. The record is from RefSeq and is a predicted model, not a curated record. NCBI's taxonomy places the organism in Eukaryota, Viridiplantae, Streptophyta, Magnoliopsida, Malpighiales, Euphorbiaceae. The transcript has a single exon. The coding region runs from base 151 to 2022 and encodes 623 amino acids.
AUUGCACCUCCAUCCUCACAACUUUUCUUCUCCCCUCCCCAAUUUUCCUUCUUCUCAAAGUCUUCCUUGCUUUCUUUCUCCACCUUCUCACCCUCCCCCAUUUUAUGCAAAACAAACAGGAAAGAGAGAUCUAUUUUUGUUCCUCCAUCAAUGGCAGAUUCGAGAUCUUAUAACCAGCCCAGUACUCACACAGUCACACACCAUAAAUCUUUCAUUCGUAUCAUCUGUAAGUCUCUUUUCUUUGUCCUCUUUCUUAUUGCUAUUCCUUUAUUCCCUUCACAAGCUCCUAACUUUGUCAACCAAACCUUACUCACUAAGUUCUGGGAGCUUGUUCACUUAUUGUUUAUUGGUGUUGCUGUCUCUUACGGCUUGUUUAGUAGCAGAAAUGUGGAAGGGGAAUUUGAAACCACCACCCAGUACUCUACUUGUGACUUUGAUGAUUUACAGUCAUCUAAUAACUAUGUCUCUAGAAUUUUUCAUGUUUCCCCUAUUUUUGAAAAUGGGUAUGAAAAUCUGUCCGGGUCUGACGAGAAAAAUGUUUACCAUACUUGGAACUCUCAGUCCUAUAAAGAUGAGUCUAGUGUUACUGUUACUAAUGGUAGUAGCUCUAGUAUCGAUGAAAAGAGAAAACAUGGAUUUAUAGAUCAUGAAAAUGGAAAUGAGAUUCCAGUCGAGCAUGAUGAGAAUACUGGUGUUCAAACUUGGAAUUCUCAAUAUUUACAGGGUGAAUCUGUGGUUGUAUUGUCUCAAGUAAACUAUGAACUUGAUGAAUGGGGAAAACCUAGUCAGAUAGCUGGUUGUAAACCUUUAGGAUUGCCAGUUAGGAGUUUAAAAUCGCGAAUUAGAAACCCAGAUACUCCUCAUUUUAGCGAUGGAAGUGAGUCUGGUUCAAGCUUGAUUGGUGAUUCUAACAGUUCCGGAAGGACUAUGAAUGAGAAAAUUUUUGGUGAUAUGGGUCCAAUAAACUUGGAGGAGAAGUUCAACGAAAAUUUUGCCUUGCAUUCUCAAGUUCCGCGGCGCUCUAGAUCUGGAAGGGUAGAAUUGAGGAAUAAAGUAGGUCGUGUUGCUCCUCAUCCUUCACAUUUUAGGCCUCUUUCUGUUGAUGAAACUCAAUUUGAGUCUCUCAGGUCACAAUCUUUCAGGUCCACAACUUCUUUCUCGUCUCAAGCUAGUUCAGUGUCAAAUUCACCAACAAUGCUUUCUCCUUCGCACUCUACUACUUCUUCUGAUUCACCAAGUUCAAGAACGGAAGAAUUAGGAAAAGAUAAGGAUUUCUUUCCUUCAUAUCCUCCUGCUUCCCAAUCACCACAAACAACAAAGACUCGUGAUGCUCCAUUGAAUGCUUUUCACUUGAGGAGGUAUAGCAGUGGCUCUUUGUUCCAAAAGGAUGCGCACAAACGCAUAAAAGAUGAGCCGAAAGAUCUCCGUGGGAAGAGAAAAGAUGAUUUACUGAGAAGUAAAGAGGGUGGACAGGGUACAUUGGAAUCAGAUAAGAAGCCUGCAAUGAUGGUUAAAGCUUCGCCAAGGGGAAAAUCUGUUAGGACCAUUAGAAGUGUAUAUACUGCGGAGGCAGCAACAGUUGGGGAAACCUGCAUUGAUGAUCAGGCUGGAAAAGAAUAUAAUGAAGCAAUAGGUGAAAAUAUAGGGAAAAUAGAAAUGAAAAGGGAAGGAUCUGGAAAAUAUGAUGUGCCAACUGGCAUGGGUAAGAAGAAUCUCGAUGGUCAAUAUGAUGUGCCAAAGCCAACAUUUGGAAAAUAUCAGAUGAAAGAAAAGGAAGAACCUUUGGAGACUGUAACUGUGGAGGCUGAAGAAGACCCGCAGCGCGAGACUGAUAGGAGUGGAAUGGGCUCCCAUGCAGAUGCUGUGCUUAACCCUGUGAGUGAUGCAGGGCAUGACCCUGGUGAGGUUGAUAGGAAGGCUGGUGAGUUCAUAGCCAAGUUCAGGGAGCAGAUUAGACUUCAAAAAGUGGCUUCUGUUGAAAGAUCAAAAGGAUUGCGAUUGAGUGGUAAGCAUUUAAGGUGAACCAUAUGUAAAGUCGAAAUGUUCUGUAGGUAUCUAAGUAUACGAAGAUGAAGGUGAACACCCUUCUAAUUCUGUGUUUGAGAUUUGAUGUUCCGUCUCUUCGUAGGUAGAUACAAAGUUAUAGUGUUGGUGGAAGUGUGUUGUCUGUGUAAUCACCAACUCUAUAAAGAUCCAGAGAUUGUUUUUAGUUCUUCAUUUGGUAAAAUUGUCAUACCUUCUACCUAUUGUAUUUCUGUUACACACGUAUUUCAUUCAAUCUUUGCCACUAAAAUGGCCUAUUCAUUAGUGUAAAUACAUUACUGAUAUGUCUUCUUUAA